UACAAGACAACGGUCGAAAAAAGUACACUUUCGUUUCAUAACCAGAAAACACAAAUGGGACCUUCUCAAGAAUAUCACAAGUGCGGUUCAACACUUGUCCAAACUAUAGAUGCUCCAUUAUCCUUAGUUUGGUCAAUACUACGUCGGUUUGAUAACCCUCAAGCCUACAAACAAUUCGUAAAAACGUGCAAUCUAAGCUCCGGCGAUGGAGGAGAAGGCUCCGUCCGUGAAGUGACGUUGGUUUCCGGGCUUCCGGCUGGGUUCAGCCAAGAAAGAUUAGACGAACUUGACGAUGAGUCUCAUGUGAUGGUGAUUAGCAUUAUAGGUGGUGAUCAUCGGUUGGUUAAUUACCGGUCCAAAACGAUGGCCUUUGUGGCGGCAGAGGAAAAGGAGAAGACGGUGGUGGUGGAGAGUUAUGUGGUGGAUGUGCCGGACGGAAAUAGUAAUGAGGAAACGACGUCUUUUGCUGAUACCAUCGUUGGGUUUAAUCUUAAGUCAUUGGCUAAGCUCUCGGAAAAGAUGGCGGCUCAUCUAAAGUUGUAAUUUUUAGAAUAUAGUGUUAGUAUUUAAGUAUUAAAAUCAGGUUUAAGAUAACAAGUUAAUUUGGCAACUAGCAAGCAAUAGUCAUGUUCGAUGGGAAAUAAGUACGUAUAUGUCUAAUAUGUUUAUUAUAUUUAUGUAUCGAGUAUAUGUUAGUUUACCUAGUAUGUUACGUUUGUUCUUUUAAUUCAAUUUUUUAUUCUGUUGCACGCAAACUUUUGUAAUAUCUUAAAGGGAUUUGAAAACAAAAGGUACAAAUACUAUAAUAACGCUAGUAUGCAAUUUUGGUAUGGUAAUAGAUUCUUUGGUGGGCUCGGAGCUUUCGUAUGAAUGACAAUG
Molecule: messenger RNA, 879 nt
Organism: Camelina sativa (false flax)
Lineage: Eukaryota; Viridiplantae; Streptophyta; Magnoliopsida; Brassicales; Brassicaceae
Source: RefSeq, a predicted model, not a curated record